Messenger RNA from Neoarius graeffei (lesser salmon catfish), 4372 nucleotides. RefSeq names its product diacylglycerol kinase theta. Bases 429 to 3269 code for a protein of 946 amino acids. The record is from RefSeq and is a predicted model, not a curated record. The transcript has 23 exons. Gene Ontology annotation, biological process: lipid phosphorylation; intracellular signal transduction; diacylglycerol metabolic process. Gene Ontology annotation, molecular function: ATP-dependent diacylglycerol kinase activity. Lineage: Eukaryota; Metazoa; Chordata; Actinopteri; Siluriformes; Ariidae.
AAGUGUAAACAGGCGGCUGAGGCUCAGUUUAUUCCAGCUCGCUUCCCAGAAAACCGCUCGGCUCUGCGGUCUUUGUAUGACUUUUCUGUGAGGUAAACGCCUGACUGGAUUCCCCGGCUGUUUCUGUUUCCUCAGGAAAAAAAAAAACUAUUAUUAUUAUUAUUUUUUUUAGUUUUAGUUUUUCUUUCCUCCGCCUUCAUGAGCGGUUUCUCUUCACUGCAGCGUCAUUAAGCACACUGUGCUUUUCACAUCCGGUUUUUCCCCUCAGGGAAGGCGUUUUGUGUGAUUCCUGAGGUAAUUUCUUUCCCGUUGUGUCAGAAUGAUUCGGCGCGGUUUAACCUAGCUAGCCGGACCGGAAUUGCUAGCGACAUCCAGCGAACUGAGUCACGUCCAGCGGUUGCUACAACAACCGGAAUUCGAAGAUUCGAAUGGCAGAAAGCGGUGGAGGAGAAGAAAGCCCCAGCUCCAGCCCCGGCUCCAGCUCCAGCUCCACUGGGAGGAGAAUGCAAGGAGCAGAAAAAGCGAGCCCCAGCAACGUGAGGAAGAAGAACGGUGGAGAGAGCCCCGGUUCUGUGAGGAUGAAGCCGCAUCAGUCGCCCUCCAUCCGGGCCGCGAGGUCUCACUCCGGCCACUCUUUCCGCAGAGUGACUCUGACCAAGCCGACUUUCUGCCACCACUGCAGCGACUUCAUCUGGGGGCUUGUGGGCUACCUGUGUGAAGUGUGUAACUUCAUGUCUCAUGAGAAGUGUUUGAAGCAUGUGCGGACCGUGUGUUCCUGCAUGGCGCCCACCCUGGUGCGGGUUCCUGUCGCUCACUGCUUCGGUCCAGCCGGUCAGAAGAAGCGCUUCUGCUGCGUGUGUCGCAAGAACCUGGAGGGAACGUCGGCUCUUCGCUGUGAAGUGUGCGAGUUGCAUGUUCACAGCGACUGCGCCCUGUUUGUCUGCAGCGACUGUCGUCUGUGUCACCAAGAUGGAAGUCAAGACUACGACAUGUUCCAUCACCACUGGCGGGAGGGAAACAUGGCGUCUGGAGCACGCUGCGAGGUGUGCCGGCGUGCCUGCGGCUCCUCCGACGUCCUCGCCGGGAUGAGGUGCGAGUGGUGUGGCGUCACGGCGCACGCCUUGUGUUAUAUUAUGAUCCCUCCCGAGUGCGGUCUGGGUCGUCUGCGCAACAUGAUCCUGCACCCCAGCUGUGUCCGCAUCUGCUCACGCAACUUCAGCAAGAUGCACUGCUACCGCAUCUCUGAGCCCCCGCAGCAGUGCGAACUGGAUACUCUAGAUGACACCGAUGUCCAGAACCCAGGAGCAUCCAAGGACAAUCAGUCCUCAGGCUCAUCGGAUACCGGAAAGCAGACUCUGAGAGUGUUUGAUGGGGAUGACGGUGUGAAGCGAAAUCAGUUCCGGCUAGUUUCCAUUCCUAGAAUGACCAAGAAUGAGGAAGUCGUGGAAGCAGCUCUCCGGGCGUUCUACAUCCCGGACGAGGCGCUGGAAUACGAGCUGCAGAAUUGCACCCAUCCUGAUCUGCUCACCGAUGACAUCAUCAACCGCAACGGCGUGCCCGACAACAAGGCCAUGCUGAAGGACGGCCCACCGGAGGUGUGGUUUCUUCGAGCCAAGCCUAAAGAUACGGAGUUGCUGAAGAUCUAUGCUGGCUGGCUCAAGGUCGGUGUUGCCUACAUAACUAUCACGGUUGGGAAGAGCAGAACGGUAGACUCUGUCAUCAAGGAAGUCCUCGUCCAGCUCGGCAAACAGAAUGAAAACCCUGCAGAUUUUGACCUUGUGGAGGUUUUCAUGGGCAGCAAACAAGUGCAGAAACAGGUUCUUUGUGGUCAGGAGCUGUUGCUGGACAAGCUGCAGGAGAUCAGGAAGACGUCUCUGAGGCAGAUGAACCAGACACGCUUUUACAUUGUGGAGAACAGGAACCGGGUGGUCCAAGUGAACCUGCUGAUUGGAGGACUUCCGCUGCAACUCGACGCAGAGGAGUACACAAAGCUGCUUCAGGAGCACCUCGCGAUCAAGAGUCACUUGGUCACAGUCACUUGCGUCUACUCAGCACAAGGAGCGGUGGCUUUGCAGAUCACAUGUUUUUCUGAAGCUGAACGCAUCUACAUGCUGGCCAAAGACACCAGCAUCACCGACAAGCAGCUCACUUGUUUCAUCAUACCUGAGAUCAUGGAAAGCAAGCUCACCAGAGCCUCAUGCCCUUUACUGGUGUUUGUUAACCCUAAAAGCGGAGGCCUGAAAGGCAGAGAGAUCCUUUACGGCUUCCGGAAACUUCUCAACCCUCAUCAGGUGUUCGAGCUGACCAGUGGAGGGCCACUGCCUGGACUGCACACAUUUCGCUUCGUUCCCCACUUCCGCAUGCUGGUGUGUGGAGGGGACGGGACAGUGGGAUGGGUGCUGGGUGUGCUGGAGACCAUCAGACACAAACUAGCCUGUUCUGAGCCUGCGAUCAGCAUCCUCCCUCUGGGAACAGGUAAUGACCUGGCGCGUGUCCUGCGAUGGGGGGCGGGCUACAGCGGCGAGGACCCCUACAAUAUCCUGGUCUCAGUGAACGAGGCAGAAGAGGUGGAGAUGGACCGCUGGACCAUCCUUUUUGACGCUCAGGAAAUGACAGAGGACGGAAAGCAGAAUGGCUUCCUGGAGCCUCCGAAGAUAGUCCAGAUGAAUAAUUACUUUGGCCUCGGGAUCGAUGCGGAACUCAGCUUGGACUUCCAUCACGCUCGGGAAGAAGAGCCAGGAAAAUUCAACAGCAGGUUUCAUAAUAAGGGCGUGUAUUUGAAAGCCGGCCUGCAGAAACUGAGUCACACAAGAAACCUUCACAAAGACCUGAAACUGCAGGUGGACAAGCAGGACAUAGAACUACCGAGUAUAGAGGGCCUCAUCUUCCUCAACAUUCCCAGCUGGGGUGCUGGUGCUGAUCUGUGGGGUUCAGACAGUGACACACGCUUUGACAAGCCCAGGAUGGAUGACGGCAUGCUGGAGGUAGUGGGAGUAACUGGGGUGGUACACAUGGGUCAGGUCCAAAGCGGGCUACGCUCAGGGACCCGGCUCGCUCAGGGCAGCUACAUCCGCAUCACUGUGACAAAACCCAUCCCGGUGCAGGUGGACGGUGAGCCGUGGAUCCAGUCCCCUGGACAGAUCAUCAUCUCCGCAGCAGGACCCAAGGUGUGCAUGCUGAGGAAAUCAAAGUCCAAGCAGAAGAAGCAAUCUGGGAGUCUGAAGGAUGGGAGAGCCGAGAGCCCGGUGCCAGGAGAUGGGGCAAACUGACAGAAAAGCCCACCACACACACCCAAACACACGUCACACGCAUGCAGUCUUUCAGAAGUCUGCACAAUGCUGUGCAUUCAGUAACAAGUCUGCGUCCACCUCCUUGGUGGGCUAACGAAGAAAUCUGAUUCACUGGAUUCGAGACAAAAGAAACAUUGUGUUUCUGAUUUGAAAAUGAACAUUUCCAUGUUUAAGAGGCUGCAGCGGAAACCAGUAGAAAGGAAAUGAAGCUUUCUUCAUACUUCAUAGUCCCUCUUCUUUUCACAAAAACGGACGAGUUGAUGAGUUGCUUUUAACAGAUGUUGCCAUUGCAUCAAAGUAGUAAAAAUGUGCACACGCUCGCACGCACACAGUUUUUGGGAGUGGAAGUGGUUUUGAGAAAUUGAGAGCAUUGCUCUUUUGAAACCAAAUCACAAUCACAUGGAGUUUUGACCUGGAUCCUUGUUUAGAGUUUCUCUAAAUUUAGCGCUUUCAUAUCGGUCGAGGUUUUUUUUUUUUUUUUUGCCCCAGCUUGAAACUCGAUUCACUCUAUUACACUGUGGCUGAAUGUAAGACACCAAUUUCUGCGUGUUUUGCUUUCUCACAUUUCUUAUUGAGAUGGAAAAGAUUGAGUAUGAUUGUCAUGAAUCACUGCAUGAUAAGGAGAUGUGUAGCGAUUAUUGCCAGGUUGAUUGGAUUUACCAUAAAUAGCCAGGUUAAUUGGUUAUUUAUGAUAAAAUUAACAUUCAACCAGACAAAUAGAUUCGACUCAUGGAGCUAAAUUAAGGAGUAGCAUUUAGUUCUUCCAUUUAUCAUUAAAAUUGGAGUGAAUUUCCUUUUGGUAUUGUGUUUAAGUAGUUAAAUCUUAACUGACAAAUGAAAGUUACUGAGAAAAUCUUAAAAAAAAAAAAAAGAGCGAGAAUAGCUGUGUAAAGUUAAAAUGAAACAAGACAUGCACUCAAAGACUGAAGGAACUGCAUUACUGGUCUGUAGAUGUUUCUAGCUGGUCUUUUAUUCUCUGGCUUUGAUUUAACAAGCAUGCAUUAUUAUUAUUUUUUUUAAAUCAAUAAAUUCAUAAUCAUAUAUAUGAGUGAUUCCACGCUUAUGGGUACUGAAAUGGGGAC